AACUAUUUCAUUAUAGAAAACUUCACAUAUGCAAACAUAGACUAGACAGUGAACCCUGGUGUACCAUCAUCCAGCUUCAAUUAUUACCAACUCAGGGAUGAUCUUGUUUCAUCUACCACAUAUUUUUCCUCUGACCCCCGACUAGUUUAUUCUGGAGGGGAAAAAGGUAGAAUUUACAUACCAUUUUAUUAAACAAAGAUAAUAAAAGAGAUAGAUGAAAAUUAAUGCCUCAUUAUCCAUAACAUGUUUUAUUAGAGUUGUGAGGACCACAAGCAUAUGAAAAAGAGCAUAUGAAAAAGAUUCUGUGAUUGUAAAACCUAUAUGAAUAUAAAAGGCCACAGCCUCAUAAAAGCUGAUUUCAUUUUGCAUAAAAAAUGUUAAAAUUAGGAUUUGCCACGUUUCCAAACACAGAUCACAGCUUUAACAAAGGUGCUUCUGUAGAUGUUCAGAGCAGACAACCGAACUGUAUCUCUAAAGGUUAUCCUGCUCAAGUUUCUGAACUGCAGUUAGAGCACAACAUCAAUGGCCAUCUUCCUUCACAUUAACACACACCGGCCUCAAACUACAGGUCGUGUGCAUACACAAAUGAUCUCAUUUAAAUUCCAUAUUCCCAUUCACUACAGGAAAACAGCAACUUAACAAACUACUCAGGAAAAGAUGUUCUUAUCAUAUUCCCAGUAUUGUCUCUCUGAAAAAGCUGGAUCUGCUGUCAAUAGGAAGCGCAGUAAUGGCACAGCAAAUGAUCACACAAAGCUGGAACUUCAUUAUCUAACACACCCUCUUCAUAUAAGUUGAGUCACAUCUAUUAUUACCUCCUCUGACAAAAACAAGUCUUAACCAGUGUUAGUGCUACGGGAAACCAAAAGGCUGUGAAUCAUGGAGGGAUGCUCAGUCAGCCAAUUCCUAACAACCAAAUCUUCACCCAGGGCAUAGAGUGGAAGUGUACUGUCUAAACAGAGUCUAUAAUCAUGUGGAAAAAGGUUCAGCAUAAUGACUAUUUCGACAUUCCUUAUGCCUGCUCUCUUCUUCCAAACAUAGAUCAAGCUUUAACCUAUCCCCGGCUCACAAAUUCUAAUUUUAUUCUUUACCCACAAGGGACUUGGUCCUGGGGAAAAGUCAGAGUGGUACAGGUGACUUCAAAAGACAUCGAAGUAAAACGAGGCACGGGAAGGAGGCAGAGGAAGACUGACGCGGCGCAGAGAGAAUGAAAAUUCUUUGGCUGUAGAGGGGACAAAGCGCAGUAUCAGCGUGUCCCGGACUAAGACCAAGAUGGAAAGACGAGAAAAGCAGGGAAGAGAAUGCAUCAGGAGAGAACAGAUUAGGCUCAUAGCAAACGGGAAGAGUCUAUUACAUGUGGAGAACCCUGAUGGGGUAAUCAGAAAGGGGAGGGUGGAUCGUGGAAGAAGACCUGGACCCUGAGAAGAGAGAGUGGUUUGUCUUAAGAUCUGGGGGGAGAAUGGAAAUGGAAAAGGGCCAAUGACUUUUGGAAUUAUGAGGUAGAAGAAUAGUUGAGAGUGACGAAGGUUUGGGAGGACUGAUCUGUUAAAAGAAGGAACAGACAGAAGUCCCGGAGAAUCUGGAAGCACCCUGUGCUAUCUGAGGCGUGAAAUCCACCUGAGGAAACGUAUCAGAGAAAACCCUGUGUCUGCAGUGUCAGUAUGGAUUCCUCAGAUUAUUUAGGGAUGGAGACUCUUUAGCAGUGUUAAAUGAAUUACCUUCCAUUUAUGAGAUGGCUUCUUUGCAAAGAAAAGGGCUGCAGGCAAGGACUCUAAGCUAUGAAGAAGAGGAGAAACUGAAAAGAGAUCAAGCUUUGGUGUCUGAUUUUAAACAACAAAAGUUGGAAAAAGAGGCUCAGAAGAACUGGGACCUUUUUUACAAAAGAAAUAGCACUAAUUUCUUCAAAGAUAGACACUGGACCACCAGAGAAUUUGAGGAGCUAAGAUCAUGUAGGGAGUUUGAAGAUCAAAAGUUGAUAGUGCUUGAAGCUGGCUGUGGGGUUGGAAACUGUUUAUUUCCACUUUUAGAAGAAGAUGUGAAUAUCUUUGCUUAUGCCUGUGAUUUUUCUCCAAGAGCAGUUGAAUAUGUAAAGGUAUUAAAACCAGGCAAAAGCGUCUUAUUUCGUGACUAUGGGCUAUAUGAUCAUGCCAUGCUUAGGUUUAAAGCUGGCAGCAAACUUGGAGAAAACUUUUAUGUUAGACAAGAUGGAACCAGAUCGUAUUUUUUUACUGAUGAAUUCCUGGCUCAGCUCUUUAUGGACACAGGUUAUGAGGAAGUGGUGAAUGAAUAUGUGUUUCGAGAGACGGUGAAUAAAAAAGAAGGCCUGUGUGUGUCGAGAGUUUUCCUGCAGAGCAAAUUUCAGAAGCCUCCAAAGAACCCAAGUCCUGUGACCCUGGACCUGAGACAUAAGUCCUGACCUUUCAUGAUGGUGUUUUUGCCCCUUCUUGAAGAAGACCACUUAAAAUCACUCUUUUUACUUUA
Molecule: messenger RNA, 2478 nt
Organism: Microcebus murinus (gray mouse lemur)
Lineage: Eukaryota; Metazoa; Chordata; Mammalia; Primates; Cheirogaleidae
Source: RefSeq, a predicted model, not a curated record